AGGGGGCCGGGGCCGCGCCGCUCCGUCCCUCAGCAGCGCCUCGGCGGUGGCCGCGGGUGAGGCCGCCUCGCAGCGCCGGGCCCGCCCGCCCCCCGCCCCGCCGCGCCCCGCUCGGCCCCCCCGCGCCAUGAGCGACCAGGAGAGCCCCGACGAGAUGGCGGCGGUGAAGCCCGAGAAGGGCGAGGGAGACGCGAGCAGCACCAGCAGCACGGGCAGCGGGGAGGCGCAGGAAUCGCAGCCCUCCCCGCUGGCCCUGCUGGCCGCCACCUGCAGCAGGAUCGAGUCUCCCAAUGAGAAUUCCAACAGCUCCCAGGGCCAGCAGGGCGGGAGCAGCGAGCUGGACCUCACAGCGGCCGCUGCCCAGCUCGCCCAGUCUGCCAAUGGCUGGCAGAUCAUCUCUGCGGGCUCCAGCACCCCGACGGGCUCCAAGGAGCCGGGCAGCAACGGCACCAACGGCGGGGACGGCGCCAAGAGCCGCCCGGUGAGCGCGGGGCAGUACGUGGUGACGGCCGCCUCCAACCUGCAGAACCAGCAGGUGCUCACGGGCCUGCCAGGGGUUAUCCCCAACAUCCAGUACCAGGUGAUCCCCCAAUUCCAGACCAUCGACGGGCAGCAGCUCCAGUUCGCCGCCACCACCACCCCUGCGCAGGUGAACGUGCAGCAGGACGCGUCCGGGCAGCUCCAGAUCAUCCCCGGCACCAACCAGCAGAUCCUGACGAGCCGCGCGGGGACGAGCAACCUCAUCGCGAUGCCCAACCUGCUGCAGCAGGCUGUGCCCAUCCAGGGCGUGGGGCUGGCCAACAACACGCUCUCGGGGCAGACCCAGUACGUGGCCAACGUCCCCGUGGCUCUGAACGGCAACAUCACGCUGCUGCCCGUCAACAGCGUGGCCGCCAGCCUGGCCCCCACCUCGCAGACCGUCACCUUGAGCAGCUCCAGCUCCCCCGACAGCAGCUCCCAACCGGCCACCUCGGGCUCUGCCAUCAGCUCCACCAACACGGCCACGUCCCAGGCGAGCUCCGGAGCCUUUUUUACCAACGCCAACAGCUAUUCCAGUACCACCACCACCAGUAACAUGGGCAUCAUGAAUUUCUCCACCAGCACCACGGUGGGAAGCAACGUCCAAGCGCAGACGCCCCAGAGGGUCAGCAGCGUCCAGAGCUCGGACUCUCUGCAGAGCCAGGUUUCUGGGGUGGCUUUGCAGUCGGGGCAGCAGAAAGAGGGGGAUCAGGGCCAGCAAUCGCAGCAGCAGCAGAUCCUGAUCCAGCCCCAGCUGGUGCAAGGAGGGCAGACGAUCCAGGCCCUGCAGACCACGCCGCUCUCUGGCCAGACCUUUGCCACUCAAGCCAUCUCCCAAGACACCCUGCAGAACCUGCAGCUCCAGGCCGUCCCCAACUCGGGGCCCAUCAUCAUCCGAACCCCUACGGUGGGUCCCAACGGGCAGGUGAGCUGGCAGACCAUCCAGCUCCAAAACCUGCAGGUCCAGAACCCCCAGGCGCAGACAAUCACCCUGGCCCCCAUGCAGGGAGUGUCGCUGGGGCAGACGGGCAGCACCAGCACCACGCUCACCCCCAUCGCCUCCCUCCCCAGCGGCACCGUCACCGUCAACGCUGCCCAGCUCUCCUCCGUGCCCGGCCUCCAGACUAUUAACCUCAGUGCCUUGGGAGCGUCUGGGAUCCAGGUCCACCAGCUCCAGGGGCUGCCUCUGGCCAUUGCCAACGCCGCAGGUGACCACGGAGCCCAGCUGGGGCUGCACGGGGCGAGCGGAGACGCGCUGGGGGACGAGAGCGCGGCCGUGGAGGAGGGAGAGACCAGCCCGGACCCACAGCCCCAGCAGGGCCGCAAAGUGCGGCGGGAGGCGUGUACCUGCCCCUACUGCAAGGACAGCGAGGGGAGGAGCUCUGGGGAUCCAGGGAAGAAGAAGCAGCACAUCUGCCACAUCCCGGGCUGCGGGAAGGUGUACGGCAAAACCUCGCACCUCCGGGCUCACCUGCGGUGGCACACGGGGGAGAGACCCUUCGUCUGCAGCUGGGUGCUCUGCGGGAAGCGCUUCACCCGGAGCGACGAGCUGCAGCGGCACAAGCGCACGCACACAGGGGAGAAGAAGUUCGCCUGCCCGGAGUGCCCCAAGCGCUUCAUGCGGAGCGACCACCUCUCCAAGCACAUCAAGACCCACCAGAACAAGAAGGGCGGCGCUGCCAACGCCGUGGCCAUGAACGUCUCCGCCGUCCCCAUGGACACGGGCGCCGCGGCGGAGGGGAACGGCGGCGCCACCCCCUCUGCCCUCAUCGCCACCAACAUGGUGGCCAUGGAAGCCAUCUGCCCCGAGGGCAUCGCGCGCCUGGCCAGCAGCGGCAUCAACGUCAUGCAAGUGGCCGACCUCCAGUCCAUCAACAUCAGCGGCAACGGCUUCUGAGGGCACACGGCGGCACCGGGGCCGCAGCCGGGACCUGCCGCCGGCCCCCGGGCUCCCGCAGCACGACAGCUUCCCAUGGGAUCGCGCUGGAGCUGCUCCGGGGCCGCUGACCACACACACGAAGGCCAGAGCUAUAUAUAUAUAUUUUUUAAUUUCAGCUUCACCUUAUUAUUUGUUGGGUUCCCCCCUUUUUUUCCCCUCCCCCCCCCCCCCCCAUUUCACUCCCUGGUUUCCCUCCCCAGCAUUCCCGGGAUGCGCUCCCGUAGCUUUAGCCUUCGAUGCCAUCAUGCCUUGGGAAAAUAUAUGAUUCUCAAAUUAACUUUUUAGCAAAGAAAAAAAACCAACAAAAAGGAGGAAAAAAAAGAAAAGGAAAGGAAAAAAAAAAUACAAAAGAAAAGACAAAAAAAAAAAGCUUCAGAAGAAAUAAGGAACAACCCCCCCUCCCCCCCCCCCAAAAAGUGAUUCUAUAUUAUUAUAUAUAUAUAAAGUGUAAAGCGGGCUCGUGGGAGAGAGCAGAGGUUCUGCUGCGACCAGGACGUGGUCUCUUUGAUGCCUUACGUGGGGACAGGCCGAGCCGGGGGGGCUGAGCUGCUCCGUGAUUCCUUUUUAUAGCAAAACCCUUGGAAAAGAGGAAAACCGCCCCCCCCCGCCCCCGCCCCGCCCCCCCCCCCCCGGGCUCUUUUGUGCCUCCUGCUCUGGGGCUGUCUCUGCGUUCCCUGGAGCUGGGUGAGGUUUGGCUUCGCUUCCCCCCCUCUUUGUACAAACCCCCCCCCCUCUCCCUGGGCUUCCCCAUGGGGGGUUCCAACCAGCUUCCUUUGGGAAGAUCCCUCUUCCCGCAGUUUUCCCCCGCGGAAUGGAGGGUUCAGGGCUCGGCUGGAGCUCGGGGGGUCACAGCCACGGCUCCAGAGGGUCUCCUCAGGGAAAAUGGCUCGUUUUCCUUCACCCACUGCUGGACUUCAGAGGAACGAGCCCCCAAACCAGCCCCUCCGGAGCUGAGCCGCAGGAGGCGGCGCUUUUCCACCCGGGAUCAUCCCCGGGCUGAGGGUGAAGCACUGAGGGGACACGGGAUGGGGCCGGAGGCAGCUCCCCCAACCCAGUCCUCUUGGAGAUGGGGCAGCUCAGGGAGAACCCAGUUGGUUUUCCAGGCUCCGGCGUCUCCCACCCCGGGGUGGCCCCGGGCGCCUUCCUCCCCCAGCCUCCUCCUCCUGCUGCAGGGCGCUGCGCGCACGCGGCCCCCCCGUUCCCGCGGGGAUUUGAUCUCAGGGUGCUGCAGCGGGAUUGCAUUCCCCAAACCCGGCAGCGGCGGGGCCGGGGUCCCCCCCGCCCUCCCCAUGGCAUCGGGAUCCCUGUGCUGAGCAGGGAUGUGGGGCGAGGGCAGCGCGAAGAGGGGCUGAGCUGCAGAGGGGGCAGAGGGGUAGGAAUGACCUGGGAUGGGAAAACCAGCCCCCGAUGGGAAAACCAGCCCCCGAUGGGAGCUGGGAGAAGGUCUUGGGCUCAUGGUGGUGGUUGGAGAGGACGAGGUGGCCCCUGGUGGCCACAUCUCGCUGCGUUUGGGUCGUGGUGUCACCGCCUUUGCCCAUGGGGGGAAGCUGGUGCGGAGGUGAGGAGCCCGUGGACUUGGCUCCAUGAAUCCCACCCAGGGGUGUCUUCCUGUGUCCCACCAACAGUGUCUUCCCCAUCCAACCCAACAGCGUCUUCUCAAUUCAACCCAACAGUGUCUUCCCAAUCCAACCCAAUGAUACCUUCUUCCAAAUCCAACCCAACAGUGUCUUCCCAAUCCAACCCAAUGAUACCUUCUUCCCAAUCCAACCCAACAGCAUCUUCCCAAUCCAACCCAACAGCGUCUUCCCAAUCCAACCCAACAGCAUCUUCCCAAUCCAACCCAACAGUGUCUUCCCAAUCCAACCCAACAGCGUCUUCCCAAUCCAACCCAACAGCGUCUUCCCAAUCCAACCCAACAGUGUCUUCCCAAUCCAACCCAACAGCGUCUUCCCAAUCCAACCCAACAGCGUCUUCCCAAUCCAACCCAACAGCGUCUUCCCAAUCCAACCCAACAGUGUCUUCCCAAUCCAACCCAACAGUGUCUUCCCAAUCCAACCUAACAGCAUCUUCCCAAUCCAACCCAAUAAUAUCUUCUUCCAAGUCCAACCCAACAGCGUCUUCCCAAUCCAACCCAACAGUGUCUUCCCAAUCCAACCCAACAGCGUCUUCCCAAUCCAACCCAAUAAUAUCUUCUUCCAAGUCCAACCCAACAGCGUCUUCCCAAUCCAACCCAACAGCAUCUUCCCAAUCCUACCCAAUGAUAUCUUCUUCCAAGUCCAACCCAACAGUGUCUUCCCAAUCCAUCCCAGAGACAUCUCCCGUCCAUCCCACCGGUGUCUUCCUCCCACCCAACGCUCCAUCUUUGUCCCUCUCUCAUUCCCAGAACCACGUUGCUUCCCUUCCUUUGGGAUAAGCCGGGAACAUCCCGUGCUGCCGCCCCAUUCCCAUCCCCACAACCACCACGUGCACCUCACGGACGCCCAAAGCCCUCCGCCAGGCUGGAACCUCCUCUUGGAGCCGCAUUAACCCACCAGGCCCCCCCCCGGGAAAGCCAGAUCCCUGCUCCGGAGCCCCGGAACGCGGCCGGGAUUGUCCCGUUGGCUCCGGCCCCGGCAGCGGGGGGGCAGCUCCUCGCCCCCCCCCUCGUGCUCUCUCCCUCGAGGGAUAUUUUUGCAUUUGUAUAUUUUUAUAUAGGAAUUUGAGCAUUUGUAUUUUAAUAACCUGUGAAGCACUAAAAGCUCCUCGUGCCCCCCCCCGCCCCCCCCCCCCCGACUGGGAAUUUCAAUAGGAAACAGCAAUUUGGGGUCAUUCACCACCAAAACAUCCACUUUUUCUGCCCCUUUCCCACCCCCCCCCAUUGGGCUCCCCCCAAUCCUACCCCCACACCCCCAGCAGGAAUCAAGUGCCAAACCCGUGUCCCACCGAGGUUUUGGGGUGUCCUUGUGUGCCCCCCCUUUCCCCCCCCCUCCCAGUGACGUUCCCAUUGGCCCUGAUGGAGUUUAAUUUUCCUAUGGAAACGUGGAUGGGGAGGUUUGGGGGUGCGGGGGGGGGGCUCCUGCGGGGCUCAGGGUGCUGCCCCCCCCCCCCCGUGUUCUGGGGUCAGAGGAUUUGGGGGGUUCAGAGGGUUUUGGGGGGGGACCAGUGGAUUUUGGGGGCUGCUCCCAGUGCUGGGGGGGCCCAUUCACCCCAAUGUGGGUCUGCAGCACCCACAUCCUUACCCUGCUCUGUGCCCCCCAACACCCCCACAGCCCCCCCCCAAACACCCCCAACCCCUCCCAGGGUGAUGGGGGGGGGACACCCACAAACGUGCCUUGAUAAGGGGGUGACAGGCUGGGGCCGAGCCCCCCCCCCCCGAUUUCUACCCCCCCCGGGGUUGGGGGCAGCACUGGGGUCCCCAUGGCUGUAACCCGGGGGCCGGGGGUGGUGUCUAUGCAGUGGGGGGGCGAUGGGGGGGUCCUGCCCCCCCGCACUGGCAAUAAUUCAUUACUCUCUUAUCAAGACUGUUGGGUCUCUGUGAUUUCGGGGGGGUCGCGGCCGAUGGAAUAACACCCAAAAGGCGAUUUUUUUUGGGGGGGGGUGUGUGAUUUUGGGGUUAUUUUUGUCCCAAAGUGCUAUUUUUUUGUACAAAGGAUGAAAAUGUGAGGGGGGGGGUCGGGGGGGGCCUUUGUAAAUGGGGAACAGCGAUUUGGGGGGGUUUUGUAAUAAAGACGAGUCGCUGG
Molecule: messenger RNA, 6177 nt
Organism: Strigops habroptila (Kakapo)
Lineage: Eukaryota; Metazoa; Chordata; Aves; Psittaciformes; Psittacidae
Gene: SP1
Product: Sp1 transcription factor
Exons: 6
Coding region: 128-2416 (762 amino acids)
Biological process (GO): regulation of transcription by RNA polymerase II
Molecular function (GO): DNA-binding transcription factor activity, RNA polymerase II-specific; RNA polymerase II cis-regulatory region sequence-specific DNA binding
Source: RefSeq, a predicted model, not a curated record